ACGUACCAGAAAACCGCAAUCAAAAUGCUUGCAGUCCACUUCCCCUCGUCGCCUAUAGACGCAAGAACGCCCAGCCCACCAACCUCUUACCGCCCAGACUACUACACAUCGGGGCCGCUCCUCCAGCCACCACCGGUCAACAAACGCCGGGCCGGGCCACCAAAGCUAUCGCUCCAGAUCACCAACGAGACCUGCAGAACAUUCUCCAAGUCCUCCAUCCCACCAAUCUCCGCCGGUCCGCUAUCACCAACCUCACUCUCCACCCAGCGCAACACGCAAUUCAACGCGCGCCGCGAUUCCGCUCCUACAAGUUUCUCCGCCGCCCCAACCGAAGCGGGCAUUUCGCGGACGAAUGGCAGCAACAAGAAGAGAAGGACGGGCGCACGAACAGUCGGUUUCGCCGAAGGCGUCGAGGUGAUCGGGUACUCUGUACGAUGGGAAGACCAGCAGCCACAGCAGGUUGAGGAGGAGAGCUCCUCGAGUAGCAGCAGCGAGGAUGAUGAGGAGGAGGUUAGGGCGCGAAAGGUUGGAGGAAACUUGAGGGGGUUGGAGCAGAUGGAGGCGUUGAAGCUUGGACGUGGCUCGUCGAGAGGAUAUAAUUGGAGGAUGAAGAUGCUGAACGCUAGGUCUUCUGUUCCUACCACUACAGUUGAGGUUCCUGAGCCUAUGUCUGCCACUACGAGUACAAGCACUGGUGGGGUGGGGUUCGGAUUUGGGGGUGGGAUUGGAAGGUUUUCGUGAUUAUGACGGGGAUUUGAGAUUUUCGUUCUUUUUUGUCCUUUUUAUCAUACUUCGAUUCUAUGUAUAUUUUGACACAUUCAUUAUUUUACUUCCUUUUGUUUUUUUCGGGGAACUCUUUUAUCUUACCCUUAUACAAACUUGCUUCGCUUCACUUCAUCCACUUUACCACAUUUUAUCUCCACCUUACAAGAUUUUCUAUAUCGCCAUAUUACUACUUCACCGUAUCUUUUAUUUCCAUCAUCUCUUCUUCCUCCAAGAUACCAUCAUAUCUUAUGUCGAUGGUCAUACUGGUAGUGCCAUCUUUUACUCGAGCAUCAUUCAAAUAAAUACUUCAGAGACUCUCCCGAAAAUAAUUGACCCACAAGUAUUCCAGCGAUUGGUCCCCGCACUUGCUCAUAAAAGUACUCGUAGGGAUGAAAAAGUGGGAGCCUCGGAAAAUCCCGCAGAAACAGUCACCAAUUUAGGCUGUUCCAUGAUUCACCAAUUCGUGCACUUGUACUGUACUUAAUUUACUUAGCUACAUCAUGACACUUGCCCCUAUACGGUGACAACUACGCACCGCUAUGUGCAUGGCAUUAGACCACAGUAGCAUACAAUGGCAAAGCAGCUCACCGCACGAACAGGAAUAAUCCCUCGGCACGAGACCGCGAAGAUAAACUGGGAGCGCCGGCGCCCUGACCCUUUCAAGCCAUUCGGCAUGCCAACGGUGCGUGCUGGAUAUAUUAUAGACUAUGGAUACUAAUGGACACUUGGUGACGGGGCAAAAGUUCGUGUGAGCGCAAGCCGCUAUCGUAUGCCACCCGAAUCCGAGCAGAAAUGCCAGAACUCGGGGGUAUGCAAUAGCGGUCGUGUUCAAAAGGAUCAACCCGCUACUCGAGUACGAGUGGUUUAAAAAAGGCCGCUCACGUCGUGAGUGAGUGAGUGAAGUUAAGCUAUAGUCAGCCACGAUGACUUAUGCUGCGCUAAUCAUAG
Messenger RNA from Tuber aestivum (summer truffle), 1713 nucleotides. The record is from the annotation of a GenBank genome assembly. NCBI's taxonomy places the organism in Eukaryota, Fungi, Ascomycota, Pezizomycetes, Pezizales, Tuberaceae.